AUGGAGAAAAAAGAAGCGUCUGAAGUUGCUUCCAAUAUGGUAGUUCAUGUCUUUACGUAUUUUGGCCUUCCAUACAUAAUCCAUUCAGACAGAGGAAAGGAAUUUGUGAACGAACUUAUAAGGAACUUAGUGGAGCAAUGGCCAGGCAGUUGCAAGUUGAUAAAUGGCAAAGCACGAUCUCCAUGGGUGCAAGAAUUAGUUGAAAGAACUAAUGCCUGUGUCGAGGAUAUGAUAUCAUGCAAACAACGGGACCUUCAAAGCAACGAAUGGGCGUCUUAUUAUUUAUUUAGCAGUUGGUCAACUUGUCAACUUGGUUUGACAGUUAGUCAACUUGGUUUGACAUUUAGUCAACUUGGUUUGACAUUUAGUCAACUUGGUUUGACAUUUAGUCAACUUGGUUUGACAUCCUGUCAACUUAGUUUAACAUUCAGUCAACUUGAUUCACUAAAUACUCGCUCAUCGCGAGCUACAAAAAAAAAGUCCAUUCGAAGUGGUUUUUUGGCAACACCCUAA
Messenger RNA from Hydractinia symbiolongicarpus, 513 nucleotides. RefSeq names its product KRAB-A domain-containing protein 2-like. NCBI's taxonomy places the organism in Eukaryota, Metazoa, Cnidaria, Hydrozoa, Anthoathecata, Hydractiniidae. The record is from RefSeq and is a predicted model, not a curated record. The transcript is spliced from 3 exons. Gene Ontology annotation, molecular function: nucleic acid binding. The coding region runs from base 1 to 513 and encodes 170 amino acids. Gene Ontology annotation, biological process: DNA integration.